Molecule: messenger RNA, 964 nt
Organism: Prunus avium (sweet cherry)
Lineage: Eukaryota; Viridiplantae; Streptophyta; Magnoliopsida; Rosales; Rosaceae
Source: RefSeq, a predicted model, not a curated record
AUUGUAGGAUCCUGCCAAUCUUGUGAUAAUUGUGCAAACAAUCUUGAGAAUUACUGCCCCAAAUACAUACUCACCUACGGUGCCAAGUACCAUGACGGAACCAUCACAUAUGGAGGUUACUCUGACUUCAUGGUGGCCGACGAGCACUUCGUAAUUCGUGUUCCGGACAACCUUCCUCUUGAUGGUGCUGCCCCUCUUCUAUGCGCAGGGAUCACAACCUACAGCGCAUUGAGAUACUAUGGUCUUGACAAACCUGGUAUGCAUGUGGGAGUGGUUGGUCUAGGUGGUCUUGGACAUGUGGCAGUGAAGUUUGCCAAGGCUCUGGGGGUUAGGGUUACAGUAAUAAGUACCUCCCCUAAUAAAAAGAAGGAAGCUAUUGAACAUCUUCGUGCCGAUUCGUUUUUGGUCAGCCGUGAUCAAGAUCAGAUGCAGGCUGCUGUGGGCACAAUGGAUGGCAUUAUCGAUACGGUGUCAGCAGUCCACCCACUCUUGCCUUUAAUUGCUUUGUUGAAGUCUAAUGGAAAGCUUGUUAUGGUUGGUGCACCAGAGAAACCCCUUGAGCUUCCAGUUUUUCCUUUGCUAAUGGGAAGAAAGAUGGUAGCUGGUAGUAAUAUCGGAGGCAUGAAGGAGACACAAGAGAUGAUUGAUUUUGCAGCCAAGCACAACAUAACAGCCCAAGUUGAGGUUAUCCCAAUUGAUUAUUUGAAAACUGCCAUGGAGCGCCUUGCCAAAACAGAUGUCAGAUACCGAUUUGUCAUCGACGUCGGGAACACAUUGAAGUCUACUUAAAUUUUGCAUCCCGGUCUAAAUCAAUGGAUGAACAGGCAAUCGAAAUUGAGUUUGAUUUUGUGGUCUCAAUUUUUGUUGUGUUUUAUGUAAACUCUUCUUGGUACUACUAUCAGCACAAUAUGAUAGGAUGGAUCUUAUCUAAAAGAAUAAAUGGAAAAGUUUGCUGAUUUCGGAA